GUGUACUUCUUAACUUUUUUGUCUACUUCUCAACUUCACGUGUUGGAGGGGGAGCAACUGUGACACGUGAGUGGCGGCGCGAGACGUAACACCUUGUUUUCCUCAAAAAAAAUAUGGGCGGGGUCUUUGUGAAGCCUUUUGCCGCGUUCGCCGACUAGUUUAGAAAAAUCAAGGCAAAGCGGAGCGCGUGCACGCGAGUGAUCAAUUGCGCAGUGUGAAUGACCAAAAACUCGGUCUGACCGAGUCGCCGACUCCCGUGAAAUAUUUGGCAUGCUGAAUAUCUGGACCUGUCGGCGACUCAAAGUCGUGCAGUGUGAAAGGAGCUCUGACUGAUGCAUACCUCGUCGAUGACCUACAGCCAAUGAGAGAGCGAGAUACAGGGCAGCGGUCAGUUCGGGGAGGAGUUAUAGACCACAAUAUCAGCAAUGUUAUUAUAGUCUUGGAGAAUGAAAGGACAUGUGAGAGAAGCGCUCGCGGAUGAGCGGCUCAUUGUGCGCCAGUUCCGGUUCGAGGACAACGCUGAUGUGCAGCGGAUAUUCCGCGAGGGCAUGCUGGAGAUGAUCCCGGACACGGCGUUCCGCGCGCUCAGACACCAUCCUGAAAGUCUGCUCCUCUACUUGUUCAUGCUGAUCCUGUCUUUCUUGCUGACUGAGUCUUUGAUCUUUACCUGCUGUGUCCCUCUGCUGGUGCUGUUGGCACGCUACCACUACAGUCGGCAAGUGAUCCUCAGGUGUCUGGAGCGUACACAAAACACAGACAUGAGUGACAUUGAAAAGUACUACCUGAAAUCACCAGGGUCAGGUUUCUGGGUAGCAGUGCUGGAAGGCCGUGUAGUUGGUAUAGUGGCAGUGAAGCCACAUGGGACUGACUCUCUGGAGCUGCUCCGCAUGUCUGUGGACCACCACUGUCGGAAGGGUGGAGUUGGUUCAACUCUGGGUCGCACAGUGCUGGAGUUUGCACGCCAAUUUGCACACACUGCCUUGUCCACUUCAUCAUUUUCAGUCAUUCUGGGCACCACAGCUUACACCCCAGCUGCCCACCGCCUGUACUGGUCACUUGGUUUCUGCCAUGUUGGCACCACGGAGGGCUACACUAUACCUGGUGAUGAUGGCCCCAUUUGGCAGUGGCUAUUUUACAGAGUGCGUCAUCACCAUUACAGACUUGAAAUAAAAUGAAUGUAGUUCGAUUGGAAUUAAGUGUGUGGAAAAAUUCUUGUACUUAUAUGCAUUCUCUACUGAUUAAUUGUAUCAGUUACAGAUCUUGCAGAUUACUUCAUAUUUAAUCAAUGUAUUAUUAGAUCACAGUAUGAUUUAAGAAACAGCUGCAAUAAAUAUGAUUCUGCAACAAAAAUGGCAGCCAGACUUGGAGUUUAAAUGAAGAUGAUUUAAAUGACAGACUUAAUACAUCUCAUAUUACAUCAUGUAUACAUUAACUUGGACACAAUGGAUAAUGGAUUCUACACUACGGAUCAGAAGAUUCUAGGUUCAACUCCUUUCUGGCUUGGCCACCUUUGGGCACAGUGGUAGCUCUAGUGGUUAAGGCUCUGGGUUGUUAAUCAGGGUUCAAGCCCCAGCACUGCCAAGCUGCCAAUGUUGGGCCUUUGAGCAAGGCCCCCAACCCCCAUGCUUCAGGGGGCGCUGCGUCAUGGCUGACCCUGCACCUGACCCCAACCCUCCAAGAAUGGGAUAUGUGAAGAAAGAAUUCCACUGUUUAGUAAUGUAUAUGUAACGAAUAAAGGCUACUUACCUUCUAUAAUCAUGUGCAAGGUUACCAGUAACAUCUGCUGUGCAGUGCUGUACAGUUUUCCUGAAGCUAAAAUGAGCUGUAACUGGUACAUUGUAUAGGUCACUUGGAACACCACUCAAAAAGAACACUGCAAACUUAGAUCAGGUGUCCUUGAUGGACAUACAGAGGACAUUUCUUGACUCUUAUCCAUUGAGAGAUAAGGGCCUUUGCUCAACGCCCCAACAGUGGCAGCUUGGUGGGACUGGGAUUCAAACUCAACCUUCUGAUCAGUGUAGAACACCUUAACCACUAAGCUACCACGUCCCCUUAGAGAGUGCAGACAGAAACAUCACCCAUUUAAUCAUGCAUUGUAAUUAAAUUAUGAUGCAACGGUCAUUGAUAGUAAUGGGUUUUUUUUAUAUUUCAUUUGUGCUGUGUCAUAGAGACCAUGGCUAUUAGUUUGUGUGUGUGUGUGUGGCUUUUAAUUCUUACCUGUUCCACUUUUUCACUCUGAUGCCUCUGAAACAAUAUGCACUUAUGUUACAGUUAUACCCCAUUCUCACAUUUUACACUUUAAGAAAGACCUUACACUUUAUAGUCCUGUUGUUGUUUUGAUGUUUUUCCACAAAUAGCAAUAAAUCAAUUCAAUUAAACAAUAAAUUUGUCAAGCGUAGCAUUAUUUGGCUGAGUCAUGGUGAAAUUGGGCGGGAUUAUAUUUUGAUUAUGUCACAUAAUGUAUAUAUAGAGAGAGAGUACAAUCUGGCAACCCUGCUACUCUGAGUUC
Hemibagrus wyckioides is the source of this 2509-nucleotide messenger RNA. Its product is annotated as N-acetylaspartate synthetase-like. The transcript has 4 exons. Gene Ontology annotation, molecular function: L-aspartate N-acetyltransferase activity. Bases 447 to 1175 code for a protein of 242 amino acids. NCBI's taxonomy places the organism in Eukaryota, Metazoa, Chordata, Actinopteri, Siluriformes, Bagridae. Gene Ontology annotation, cellular component: mitochondrial membrane. The record is from RefSeq and is a predicted model, not a curated record.